This is a messenger RNA of Entrophospora candida, 980 nucleotides long. Lineage: Eukaryota; Fungi; Glomeromycota; Glomeromycetes; Entrophosporales; Entrophosporaceae. The record is from the annotation of a GenBank genome assembly.
ACAAAUUUACCUUUUCCGAAUUCUCUUCAAGUGAAAUUAAAGAAAUAUGUGAUGAAAAUAUCAAAGAUCCACCACCAUUGAACUCAGAACUUAUAGAUUUUACUAAAACCACUGAUAUCAGAGAAGAGUUAAACAAGCCUCAUAAAAAUCUUGGUAAAGAAUAUGAUAUUAAUAAACAUUAUCAAUAUGACUAUGUAAAAUCCACUGUCACAGAUUGGGUGAGGUUGUUAGAACAAACACCAAAUCCAUUAACAUUGGACCUACCAGAACAAUGGUAUCGUACUAAUGUGUGGAGAUCAAUUGAUAAUGCAUUUAUUGACAUUCCUUAUGUGCUUGUAGUUGGAGGUGAACGAUCUGGCAUAGCAACAUCAGAUUGUGAAAACCGAAACCGAUCAUUAGCAAAUAUUACACCAACACAACGUAAAAUUAUAGGUAAAAAAGGAGAUGCAUUUAUUAGGUCCAUUGGUUCACGUCAAGUAGAUUGGGCAGCAUCUGAGGCUGGAUGUCAUUGGGAAGGACCAAAUGGCACAAAAUUAAUCAAAGAAGGUGGUUUCAGUCUUCCUCGGCAGUUAAAAGAUAUAUUUUGGAAUCUUGCAGAUAAAGUCAAUUUUAAUGAAGAAAAAAUGAAAAAGAUUGAUGUUAUAGGGUUUAUUCAUGCAGGAGCAUUGAUGUUAAAGGUUAACCUUGAUAAUCCUAAAGGCUAUAUCUGUUGCUAUGUUAGAAAUUCACCUUUAGAAGUAUAUGCUGAGGUAGAAAAAUUUCCAAUGACCUUAGAUGUAAUAAUAGAAAUUUUAUAUGCAAAGAAUAAAAUUCUCCAUACUAUGGAAGUUGUUAAUAGAACCAACAUCCAAGAAGCUUACAAUAGGUGGGAAUGUUUAGGGAAGCAGAAAAGAAGAAAUGAUAGUAUUGAUUUCCCACAAUGUCAUCCUUUACCAAAAAAAAAGCAUGUCAAUACCAAUCAAAUUGAUAAUAAUAAUUAA